Molecule: messenger RNA, 1161 nt
Organism: Gilbertella persicaria
Lineage: Eukaryota; Fungi; Mucoromycota; Mucoromycetes; Mucorales; Choanephoraceae
Exons: 3
Coding region: 250-843 (197 amino acids)
Source: RefSeq, a predicted model, not a curated record
AUUACACCAAAAGAGUUAGUGGUGCAUAAACGAAAAAAUUCUGAUGCUUCUGAAGAAAACGUUUCUUUCCAUGGUCAUAAUUCAUAAAAUUAGUUUGAAUAAUCAGAUCAAAUAACAUGAACAUGAGCAAUGAUUUGAUUUGUACUUCUUACCGAAUAGUGUCAACUUUCAAUUUUACUUUAGUGAAGCUGUUUGCAGAAAUAGCUCUGUAAAAACAUCUAGCUUGCAGAACCAUUUAUUAUUGCCAUCAUGCCCACGCGCUCUUUUUUCUUCAAUGCCAAACAAGCUGGCUUAUUUUCUCAAGUUAGACAGGCUACUUUUUUUAUGCUUUCCUUUGAUUACAAAAUAUACCAAGCCUCAGCAAGAAACCUUUUAUUUCGAAGAUGCGGCAAUUGUCAAGGCAAUGUUGUGUUUGCAAUGCAAAAUGAGCCUUCUCAACUUGAAGACUCUAUCUAUUGUCCAAAUUGCAAAAAGAUGGUUACCAAUUGCAAGAUCUAUUACAAGCUCGGUUUAGUAGUUGUAGACAUUGUUAAAAAUAAAUUUGAUGCGAUCAUUGCUUACGAGAGAGUAGCAGAGGCGUUAAUCGGAUGCUCAGCUGAGACAUUUCUUGAGCAUUGGAAACAAGAUCCUUCCUUAAGUCAGAGAUUAGAAGACAGACUUGUAGGCAUGUAUUGCACAGUCUCUUUUGGACCAGAUAAAAAGACAUUAAGAAAGCCAUUUGAUGACAACGCCAAACGAGCCAAAUCGAUUCAACUAAGAUAUCAAGAGAAUGUGAAUCUUAUUGACAUAGUUCUCAAUACAAAGCAUGAAAUCAAAUAUAGUCCUUCUAUCAUGGCUGACUAAAUCCUUUUCUUUUUGUAUAAUUUUAUUGGUGUGAUAAAAUAGAGAUGGAGUGAAAUUAACUGUAGAUUGUGUUAUAUGGAUAUCUAUGUUCAAACAAUGUAUAUGUAUAUAAAGUUCUAUACACGCAGUUAAUCGUGUACAUUGACAACACUAUAUCGUCUUUGUAAACUAGCUCUCUUAUUUGUUGAUGAUUGUUGUUGAUCUUCACUACCGCCCUCUAAAUCACCAGCACCCAUGAUAAUUCUUUGAAUAGUACCUCGUCUCAAACUUUCGCUGUAGUCACAAGGAAAAUGAUCGUUCAAAAAGAAUGGGAAAAUG